This is a messenger RNA of Aureobasidium namibiae CBS 147.97, 345 nucleotides long. RefSeq lists its product as uncharacterized. The transcript has a single exon. The annotation marks the transcript as partial. NCBI's taxonomy places the organism in Eukaryota, Fungi, Ascomycota, Dothideomycetes, Dothideales, Saccotheciaceae. The record is from RefSeq and is a predicted model, not a curated record.
AUCAUUGACUUUGGCUUUUCAGAGUAUCUGCCAUUGCAAUUUGCGGCAGUCUUCCCAAGGAUACUCGACCAUGAGACGUAUCAAGACCAGGAUGAUAUCGAGGUUGAGUCAGAGGUAGCCCAUGACCCCGAGUCAUCACUUGUCUGGCGAAGUAAGAACACUGAAACAAACCGCCGCGAUCGUCAACUGUUUCUAGAUACAGUCAAAAACUUGUGCGAUGUAGAUGGGGAAACGUGUCGCUCUCUCUAUCGUGUCCUUUCUUCAAAGCACGAGAUCAGGCGAUAUUGGUGGUUUACCGCAAUCAGCAACCAGAAGUUGCACCAGGCCAUGGUCAGGGUGAAAUGG